Molecule: messenger RNA, 4912 nt
Organism: Pteronotus mesoamericanus
Lineage: Eukaryota; Metazoa; Chordata; Mammalia; Chiroptera; Mormoopidae
Gene: PLEKHG3
Product: pleckstrin homology and RhoGEF domain containing G3
Exons: 18
Coding region: 282-4232 (1316 amino acids)
Biological process (GO): regulation of establishment of cell polarity
Molecular function (GO): guanyl-nucleotide exchange factor activity; small GTPase binding
Source: RefSeq, a predicted model, not a curated record
UCGGCCCCGACUUCCUGCCGGGCGCUGGGAAGCCGCGCGGGCUGGGGGUCCUCAGGGGCCGCGCUUGCAGUUGGCCGCGUCCCUGGCUACAUCCCCGGGCGCGAAGGGACUGGCAGUGGGCGGGAGAGGCCGGCAGCCUCAGCCCCUUCCGAGAGCGACUUUCAAACUUGCGCCCGCGUCGUCGCCACACCUGGGAAGCCUCGCGCGCCGUGCGAGCCGUACCGGCGGGCGGCCACCGCUCGAAUCUCCCCGGAGUGCCCCCACCGGGCAGCGAUGCCAGGAUGCCCGUCUCUGCAUCCCUCCGCCCGGACAGCAGCCAGGAGCGACCGGCAAGCCUGACCUCCACCGCGUCCUCGUCGGGCUCCUCCCGUGACAGCCGAGGAGCCAUGGAGGAGCCCAGUGGCCCCGAGGCCUCAGCCAAGAAUGGGGCAGGCUCCCCGCGGGGUUGGCACCCCCACAACAACAACAACAACUCCAGCAGUUGGCUGAACAAGAAGGGACCCCUGUCCCCAUUCAGUGGCCGGGCAGCGGCGGCUCCUGCGCACAAGCUCAGCUACCUGGGCCGCGUAGUGCGCGAAAUCGUGGAGACUGAGCGCAUGUACGUGCAGGACCUGCGCAGCAUCGUGGAGGACUACCUGUUGAAGAUCAUUGACACGCCUGGGCUGCUGAAGCCAGAGCAAGUCAGUGCCCUCUUUGGGAACAUAGAAAACAUCUACGCACUGAACAGCCAGCUACUCAGAGACCUGGACAACUGCAAUGGUGACCCGGUGGCAGUGGCCAGCUGCUUUGUGGAAAGGAGCCAAGAGUUUGAUAUCUACACCCAGUAUUGCAACAACUACCCCAACUCAGUGGCCGCCCUGAUGGAGUGCAUGCGGGACAAGCAGCAGGCCAAGUUCUUCCGGGACCGACAGGAGCUGCUGCAGCACUCGCUGCCCUUGGGUUCCUACCUGCUGAAGCCAGUCCAGCGCAUCCUCAAGUACCACCUGCUGCUGCAGGAAAUUGCCAAACACUUUGAUGAGGAAGAGGAUGGCUUCGAGGUGGUGGAGGAAGCCAUUGACACCAUGACCUGUGUGGCCUGGUACAUCAAUGAUAUGAAGAGGAGGCACGAGCACGCAGUCCGGCUGCAGGAGAUUCAGUCACUGCUCAUCAACUGGAAGGGGCCGGACCUGACCAUCUAUGGGGAGCUUGUCCUGGAGGGCACGUUCCGCCUGCACCGCGUGCGGAGCGAGAAGACCUUCUUCCUCUUUGACAAAGCGCUUCUCAUCACCAAGAAGCGGGGCGAUCACUUUGUCUACAAGGGGCACAUUCCGUGCUCUUCCCUGAUGCUGAUUGAAAGCACCAGAGACUCCCUGUGCUUCACUGUCACUCACUACAAGCACAGCAAGCAGCAGUACAGCAUCCAGGCCAAAACGGUGGAGGAGAAACGGACCUGGACUCACCACAUCAAGAGGCUCAUCCUGGAGAACCACCACACCACCAUCCCCCAGAAGGCCAAGGAAGCCAUCUUGGAAAUGGAUUCCUAUUAUCCCAAUCGGUACCGCUACAGCCCAGAGCGCCUGAAGAAGGCUUGGUCCUCCCAGGAUGAGGUGUCCACCCACGACGGGCGUCGCCAGGGGCGCCGGCAGUCUGAGCCAACCAGACACCUGCUCAGGCAACUCAGCGAGAAAGCAGCCAGAGCGGUGGGAAUGAAGCAUGCAGGCAGUGCUGGUGCUCUCCUGGACUUUGGGCAGCCCUCCCGUACUCGGGGCCUGCAGCCAGAGGCUGAAGGGGGUGCCCGGGAAGAGCAGGAGGAGGACGAGGAGGAGGAGGAGGAGGAGGAAGAGGUGGUGGUGGAGGACGAGGAGGAGGAACAGGCCUUUCAGGUCUCUCUGGAGGACCUGGCAGGGCAUGAAGGCAGCAAGAAGGGGUCUGGGCCGGAGCCCCCAGGCUCAGAGGAAGAGGAGGAGGAGGAGGAGAGCCUGGCAGUGGCGGAGCAGGGGAAGGGGCGCGGGGAGUCUGAAGGCCCCAAGAGCUGCAGGAGGCCUGGCAACCGGUCUGCGACCAGUGCUGAGAAGCGUUUGAGCUUUGAGUCCGUUUCUUCCCUGCCUGAGGCUGAACUGCACCCUGAGCCUGGGACAGAGCAGGAGGUGUUUGCUGCUGUGGAAGGUCCCAGCGCCGAGGAGAUGCCCUCAGACACAGAGACUCCAGAAGUCCUGGAAACACAGCUGCACGCCCAUCAGGAGCUGCUGGGGCUGGACCACCCAAGUGACAUGGUGGACUUUGUGGUGGCCAAGAGCCCUGAGCACAUUAAGGCCUUGAGCAGUGAGGAGGAGGAGGAAGAGGAGGAGGAUGACGAGGAGGAAGAGGAGGAGGAAAUGGGGACUGCCCAGGAGCCUGAGAGCCUCCUGCCGCCCUCUGUGCUGGAUCAGGCCAGUGUCAUUGCUGAGCGGUUCGUCAGCAGCUUCUCUCGGCGGAGCAGCCUGGCACUGGAGGACGGCAAGUCCACUGGCUUCGGGACCCCAAGGCUGACCAGCCGGAGCAGCAGUGUGCUCAGUCUGGAGGGCAGUGAGAAGGGCCUUGCCCGGUGUGACAGCACCACAGACUCCCUCAGCUCUCAGCUUCCCCCAGCAGUGGACCUCAGUGUGGGCGUGGCCGCAGAGAGUGGCCCUUCUGUUAAUGGGACAGAGCCCCCAAGCCCAGGCUGUUCAGCGGAGACCAAUAGGUCUUCCUGCAAGAAGAAGGAAUCGAUGCUUUCUACACGAGACCGGCUAUUGCUGGACAAAAUCAAGAGCUACUACGAAAAUGCAGAGCACCACGACGCGGGCUUCAGUGUCCGACGCAGGGAGAGCCUCUCCUACAUCCCCAAAGGCCUGGUGAGAAACUCGGUCUUCAGGUUCAACAACCUUCCAAGGCAGGACCCGGAGCCAGUGGCCCCACUGGGGCACAAGAGACAAGUGGGCUCCAGGCCGGCAUCAUGGGCCCUGUUUGACCUCCCAGGACCAGGCCAGGUGGGUGCGGGUUCUGGGGACCCAGCUCCUAUCACAGAUGCUGAGUUCCGCCCAUCUUCAGAAAUUGUGAAGAUCUGGGAGGGGAUGGAGUCUUCUGGGGGGAGCUCUCGGAAGGGGCCAGGCCAAGGUCAGGCCAAUGGCUUUGACCUGCAUGAGCCACUUUUCAUCCUGGAGGAGCACGAUCUAGGGGCCAUCACUGAAGAGUCAGCUGCUGCCUCACCAGAGAGUGCCUCUCCGACCCAGCGGCCCAGCCCGGCCCACCUGGCCCAGGAGCUGAAGGAGUUGGUGAAGGAGCUGAGCAGUGGCUCCCAGGGAGAGCUGGUGGCCCCACUGCACCCCUGCAUAGUGCAGCUCUCCCACAUGAUGGACAGCCACAUGAGUGAGCGAGUCAAGAACAAGGUCUACCAGCUGGCCCGCCAGUACAGCCUCCGGAUCAAGAGCAAGGCGGGGACAGCCAGGCCACCACUGCAUUGGGAAAAUGCAGCUUCCACCGUUCCCCGCCUACAGGAGGAGGCUGGAUCACCAUUGAGUGGCAAAGGUAAGAGAAAGCCGGUGCUGUCCCUCUUCAGCCGCGAGCAGAUGUUGGCCCAGGAGCAGAGCCUGUCCAAGCCCUGCUCUGCCGGGGAGACUUCACCACAGCGUUUCUCCGUCCCCUCUGCUGCCAACUCGAGGACCACUUCACCUGGGGCCCGGCCCUCCACUCGAAGCCCCCUCAGCCCCUUCGACACUGAGACCUUCAACUGGCCUGACGUCCGAGAGCUCUGCUCCAAGUACGCCUCCCAUGAUGAGGCGGCCCAGGCCGAGGGAAGCCGGGCCCGAGGCCCGCCUGUCAACCGGAGCCGCUCAGUGCCAGAGAACAUGGUGGAGCCGCCUCGGUCGGGCAGGGUGGGCCGCUGCUGCAGCCUGAAUGCCAAAAGGGGCCGGGUGGGCCCAGAGGCCGUGCAGCCCCAGCCUCCCGAGGCAUUGCCCCAAAGUGGGCCGGAUGGAGGGGAGGCCUUGUAUGUCACUGCAGACCUCACCCUGGAGAACAACCAGCGGGUGAUUGUCAUGGAGAAGGGGCCCUUGCCUGGCUCUGCGGUGGGGCUGGAGAAGGGCAGCGGCCAGAGACUGAGCUCACCAGCAACCAUGGAGGGGCAGGGCCGGGAUUUGCAGGAAGAGGGUCCCAGGGACCUAGUGGACCCAAGCCAGCAAGGCAUAGUGAGAAACCUGAGGGAGAAAUUCCAGGCCUUGAACUCUGUAGGUUGACUCUUGAGCCCUGGGGGAGAGAGGAGCUUGGGGGACAAGGAAGAACCUUGACAUAUGUCCACAAGCUUGGGCUCACCCUCCUCACAGGAGCCUCACCAAGGGCCCUGAGAAAGGGGGUGGCGCGGUGCACAGUGCUCUGGUGCACUCAGCAAGUGUCUUCACCUGCAGUGACCAUGCUGGGGUUCCCCCAACCCUGGGCUCACGGUGACCUUCCACAGGCCCAGAUGAGCCCCUCUUCCCUCUGAGGCCAUUGUGGCCACUUCCUUGUAUCUAAUUCUCUGGUAAGAAGCCAAAUAUUUAAGCUCACCUCUUUCCAGGGAGAGCAAGCCCUGCUCAGGCCUCCAGUGUCGGCAGGCCACUGCCAGACUGAGGAGCCUGCCGGAGGAGACGCGGGAAGGUGGCCUGGAGAGGCUUUGCUCGUUAGCUGUGCCUUUUCUUAGGAGCCAGGCAGGAACGAGGUCCAUAAUUUAUUGUUUGUGUGCGCGCGUACGAGUGUAUGUAUUCCCUGUUGUCGAUUCCCCUCCCGUGAAGAAUGUAACGGACUCAGUUCAGGUACUUUCAUGGGUUGCCUUGCUGACCCUGUGGUUGCCGCUAAUGUAUACACAUUUCAUUAUUUGCCAAUGGUGCAAUAACCACUGCUGACCAACUGACCUGUGUGUGGCCUCCUUACUGGGCCUGGC